CAGUGACUCAGUGAGUGCCAAGUGGAAAGUACCUAGGUGUCUUAGUAAGCUCCUUAUCACCACGUGAUAUCAUGUGACACACGUGACGCUUCGUUAUCGUCGAUCGAAGCUCAGUUCAGCUACAGCGACAGACAAAUUGUGAGCAGGUUAUUCACACUACAAUGUGUCGAUGCCAUCGGCUUCGACCUCUUUCUCGCUCCCUGCGAGGGAGCACUCCUAUCACCUGGACUCGAUUCACCAGCACUGCACCCACUCCACCUACACCUACACCUACACCCACUCUAGAAAAUUCCACCCACCUCAACCCUUCGCCAGACGAUUACUCGCGUUUCAUCUUCCAGGAUAAAUGCCGCGCGACGGUCUGGGCGGGCUCCGGCGGUGCCGGAUGUGUCUCUUUCCUGCGCGAGAAAUACAUCGAGGAGGGUCCUCCCAAUGGCGGAGACGGCGGGACCGGGGGAAACGUCUACAUCCAGGCGGUCGAGGGGCUGACGAGUCUACACAAACUGGCGCGGCGGGGGAUCAUCAAAGCCGGUCGCGGCAGAAACGGACAGGGCAAGAACAAAGGUGGUCGGCGUGGCGAGGAUGUGCUGCUCCAGGUGCCUGUCGGGACGGUGGUGCGAGAAAUCAGCCGCUACGACCCCGUCACGGAAGAAGAGGCUCGAUUCCGCGAGGAACGGAAGCUGCGGCGGCGGCGGCAGAGAGAGAAGGACCUGCAGGCUGCAAGACGGAAGGAGGAGGAGGGAUACGGCGAUGCAGACGAGCAGGCAGAGGACCGACAUGGCUUACAGCUGAACGAGGACGAGGGAGAAGAAGACUUUGCCCUCCGCCGUGACCGUUGGGUCCUAUACCCGGGUGCCAAGCCGUCAGACUUCUGGACCAUGGCUUUCCCACGGUCGCCGCCGCGACGACCUGCCCAGGCGAUGCUCGAACCCGCCGCCCCCAUCUACCUCGACCUGUUCCGCCACAUGGACAAGCCGCUGCUGCUGGCGGCCGGCGCGGUCGGCGGGUUUGGUAACCCACACUUUGUCACCCAGUCGGCGGGGAGGCCCAAGUUCGCCGCCCGCGGCGAGGGAGGCAAGAAGCUGGAGCUCGACUUUGAGCUCAAGCUGCUGGCCGACGUCGCCCUGGUGGGCAAGCCCAACGCCGGCAAGAGCACCCUGCUGCGCUCCCUGACCAACAGCCGCACCCGUGUCGGUAACUGGGAGUUCACCACCCUCUCCCCGCACAUCGGCACCGUUGUCCUCGACAACCACAAGGGUCGCCCGCUAGUCGAAUCCUCCUCCCCCUCUUCCUCCUCCUCCUCCCGCCCCAACUUCACCAUCGCCGACAUUCCGGGGCUCGUCGAGGAUGCCCACCUGGACCGCGGGCUUGGUUUGGGGUUUCUCCGUCACAUCGAACGCGCUGGAAUCCUGGCCUUUGUCAUAGAUCUCAGCCGCGGUGAUCCUAUCGCAGGUCUGAAAGGCUUGUGGCAUGAGCUGGGCGAAUACGAACGCUUCCGCGAGGAGGGCCCAAUCCAAUCCGACGAGUCUCUAGAUUGGCGUCCCUCUGAUGGCUUGCCCGAACUCAGAGAUCCCCCUUCUUCUUCUGGAGGCUCCACUCUCCCUCCUCUCGCCUUACCUCCCAUCCAUACCAAACCGUGGUUCGUCGUCGCCACAAAAGCCGACCUGGAACACACCCAGGAGCAGUUCCACGCCUUGGAAAGCUAUCUCAAAAACGUCGAGACCGGUGUCGAACCACACCCGGGCGGCUAUGACGAAGGCUGGCGGGAGAGCGUCACUGUCCUCCCUGUGAGUGCUAUCCGGGGGGAGGGCGUCGGGGGUAUUCCUCGGUUAGUUGUCGAUUUACUCGACAGUAUCCAUUCUGAAAUGACUCUCCAAGCACUCCUCGCCGAAACGCUUUCUUCAAUCGCCACUCCCUCCGCCGCCGACCCGAUCCUCCAGUGCAGACAAGACGCCACGUACGUCCAUCCCCUGCUCGAUCCCGACGCCGCUCUACAACACGCCGACGCGAACCUGCGCGUGUUCCCCUUCAAAGACGUGCAGCCAUGCUGGCGCCGGCUGUACACGGACGCCAGUCUCGUCAAGGCGUGUCAGCUGAUCUGCUCGGAAUGCAGGCUAGAGUAUCCUGUUUGGAAGGAUGAAGAGGAGGAGGAAUAUAUGAGGACGUGCGAGCGUCUAGGAAGAGAUGAUCGGGUUCUGACAACGGCGUGGGUAUCGUCUGUUGUGCAGUUGCUUGAUCGCGCGUUGAUCAUGACGGGAGGGAUGAUGCGGGAGGAAUUGAUCGAGAGGAUUUUCUUUUCUCUAGAAACUCUCAGCGAAACAAACGAUAGCGACAAGAGUACGGAAGAAGAAGAAGAAGAAGGAAUGUGUCGGAUGAAAAAACGCAAACUGUCGCCUCCUAUGUUCCCACCUGAUUCGUCCCCCCCGCCAUGCUUACAGUUUGAGAUCCCCCGUCUGGCGGCUCCGUCGUUUGAAACAGUCGAGAAACACAUGCACACCCAGCGUACGCCGCUGGUGAUCACGGGCGCCUUCGAGCACUGGCCCGCUCUAUCGGAUCGGCCGUGGAGUUCGCGCGAGUACUGGAUGAAGCAGACGUUGGGGGGUCAACGGCUCGUCCCCGUCGAGAUUGGAAGGUCCUACACCGAUGAAGGAUGGGGCCAGCAGAUCAUGCCCUUUGGCGAGUUUGUGGAUAACUAUCUGUGGCGCCACACGGACUCUCAGACGGGAUAUAUGGCGCAACAUGAUCUGCUGGCUCAGAUUCCUGCGCUGAGAAGAGAUAUCGCGGUCCCGGAUUACUGCUUCAUUGAUCCGCCCAAGCCUGAGAUAGGGACUCCCCUUUACCUCAAGAGGGAGAGACAAGAAGCAGAAGAAGAAGAAGAAGAAGAAGAAGAAGAAGUCGAUCCGAUUAUUAAUACCUGGAUUGGUCCCGCGUGGACCAUCUCCCCCCUCCACCAUGAUCCUUACCAUAACAUCCUCGUCCAGGUCGUCGGGGCAAAGUACAUUCGGCUGUAUUCGCCGCACACGCCCGCCUCCCAGAUCUACCCGAGGGGGAUGGAGAAGCCGGGCAAGCACGGAAGCGAGAGUGAAAGUGAAGGCGAAACCAAGACUGACAGUGAAACCAAGACAGAAAGUGAAAACAAGACUGAAGGUGAAGUUGACAUGUCGAAUACUUCCCAGGUCGACCUGGCGUCUAUCGAACUCUCGCCCGCUGAAUCCGAGCAGUGGGACGCCCAGUGGCCCGGCUUCAUGCAGGCAGAAUACGUCGAGACGGUCCUGCGUGAGGGUGACGCCCUCUACAUCCCUGUUGGAUGGUGGCAUUAUGUGCGUGGAUUGAGGGGGGGGGUUAGCUUGAGUUUCUGGUGGAAUUGACUUGAUACUAGAUGAAUUGCAUAUACUACAUACUACAUAUGCUCUAGAUGUUUAUUAAGAUAACUAGAUCAAUAGACAUCUGCAUCGUCACUCCUAUAAUUAUACUAUUUGCCGGG
This is a messenger RNA of Penicilliopsis zonata CBS 506.65, 3484 nucleotides long. RefSeq lists its product as hypothetical. Bases 162 to 3368 code for a protein of 1068 amino acids. The record is from RefSeq and is a predicted model, not a curated record. The transcript is spliced from 2 exons. NCBI's taxonomy places the organism in Eukaryota, Fungi, Ascomycota, Eurotiomycetes, Eurotiales, Aspergillaceae. Gene Ontology annotation, cellular component: mitochondrion. Gene Ontology annotation, molecular function: GTP binding; GTPase activity.